AUGCCUGUCUUCUCAAAGCUACUCGUUCUUCCUCUUCUUGCGACAACCGCCCUCGCUGCCCCCAAGCUGGCAAAGCGGUUUACUUUCCCCAUCCCUGGCUCAACCGGUAGCGUUACCUUUGACGAGCCGUACGAGAUCGCCGCGGGCGAGACCUACGACGGAGAGCUCCAGACCUUCGGCCGUGGCGUCGAAUGCACUGGUCAGGACGAAGGCGGGGAGUCUGACACCGUCUUCAUUGUCCAAGAGGGCGGAACCCUUCGCAAUGCUAUUAUCGGGGCCGACCAGAUCGAGGGAGUUUACUGUCUCGGUGCCUGCACGAUUGAGAAUGUCUGGUGGGAGAAGGUUUGCGAGGAUGCCCUGUCCUUGAAGGAAGGGAGUGGGCCGUAUAACGUUAUCGGCGGUGGUGCGCAGGGUGCCGAGGAUAAGGUGAUUCAGCACAACUCCGAGGGUGAGGUCAUCAUUGACGGCUUCACGGUCUACGACUUUGGCAAGCUGUACCGCUCUUGCGGAACCUGUGGUGAUGUCCAGCGGACUGCAACGAUCAGUAACGUUAUUGCCGUGGAGGGGUCGACCAUUGCGGGUGCCAAUGGCAACUUCGGUGACGUCGUGACCAUCGACAGCAGCAACUGCGCGACGGACGUCGGUGCGAUUUGCACCACGUACGAGGCGGACGCCGAUGGUGGUGAGCCUGAAGAGACCUCGACUGAUCCUACCGAAGCAUGCGUUUUCGAGGAGCUCCCAGCUUGCGAGUAG
Molecule: messenger RNA, 753 nt
Organism: Aspergillus versicolor CBS 583.65
Lineage: Eukaryota; Fungi; Ascomycota; Eurotiomycetes; Eurotiales; Aspergillaceae
Product: pectate lyase
Exons: 2
Coding region: 1-753 (250 amino acids)
Biological process (GO): pectin catabolic process
Cellular component (GO): extracellular region
Molecular function (GO): pectate lyase activity
Source: RefSeq, a predicted model, not a curated record